This is a messenger RNA of Ochotona curzoniae (black-lipped pika), 456 nucleotides long. RefSeq names its product keratin-associated protein 6-2-like. Lineage: Eukaryota; Metazoa; Chordata; Mammalia; Lagomorpha; Ochotonidae. The coding region runs from base 1 to 456 and encodes 151 amino acids. The transcript has a single exon. The record is from RefSeq and is a predicted model, not a curated record.
AUGGGCUAUGCCACAGGCUAUACCACAGGCUGUGCCACGGGCUAUACCACAGGCUGUGCCACGGGCAAUGCCACGGGCUAUACCACAGACUGUGCCACGGGCUAUACCACAGGCUGUGCCACAGGCUAUGCGAUGGGCUAUGCCACGGGCUAUACCACAGGCUGUGCCACAGGCUACGCGAUGGGCUAUACCACAGGCUGUGCCAUGGGCUAUGCGAUGGGCUAUACCACAGGCUGUGCCACGGGCUAUGCCACGGGCUAUACCACAGGCUGUGCCACGGGUUAUGCCAUGGGCUAUGCCACAGGCUGUGCCACGGGCUACGCGAUGGGCUAUACCACAGGCUGUGCCACGGGCUACGCGAUGGGCUAUGCCAUAAGCUAUGCCAUGGGCUAUGCCACAGGCUAUGCCACAGGCCUGGGCCUGCUCCGGGCAAGCAAUCCCUCCUACAAUAGCUAA